This is a messenger RNA of Closterium sp. Naga37s-1, 837 nucleotides long. NCBI's taxonomy places the organism in Eukaryota, Viridiplantae, Streptophyta, Zygnematophyceae, Desmidiales, Closteriaceae. The record is from the annotation of a GenBank genome assembly.
AUGGCUACUAGUACUAGUUUACGCGUCCUCGCCGUCCUCUCGCUCAUCUGCGUCACCCUGUGCGCGGCUGGCGCAAACGCGCAAGCGAAGCCCAAGGCCAAACCCACCAAGGCGCAGCUCAAAGCGGAGCUGAAUAAAAUGGCGAACACAAUCACGAAACGUUACCCACAGUAUGCGAAAUACGCCAAGGACUUCAACAAGUACAUCGGCCUCGCGCUCAACUCCAAAUACGACUUCUCAACCCUCGCGGACGCCACCAUCCUCCUCCCCAGCAACACAGAAGCCGAAGCCCUCGCUAGUAAGAAGAUCCCCGCUAAGAGCAGCAACAUCCCCACCAUCUACAACAUCACGGCGUACCACAUUAUCGGCAAAAAGUACACCGUUCCGAACUUCAGGACCUUUAAGAAGGCGCAGCCGCUUCGUACUCAGCUGAAGCAGGCUCUUUACAAGAUCUCGGCGAAAGGUGCGAACGUGGUGUCGUUCGCCAAGGUUUCGAAAGCGCCUGCUGCUGCGUGGACGACGAUCAAGGUCACGAGGAUCUACGCUGGGCCGUACUUCAUUGCUCACGGCGUGGAUAAAGUCAUGAUUCCCCCCGGCACGAAGUGGGUGACUCAGGUGGGUGAUUCGAGUGGGUGGCUCAGGUGGGUGCCGGUGGGUGACUCAGGUGGGUGCCUCAGGUGGGUGACUCAGGUGGGUGCCUCAGGUGGGAGACUCAGGUCGGUGCCUCAGGUGGGUGGCUCAGGUGCGUGGCUCACGUGCAUGACUCAGGUGCGUGACUCGUGGCAGUGCUAUUGUAGUAACCUCCCUUCCCUGCAGCACCAGCCACGUCGCUCUUAG